Molecule: messenger RNA, 4949 nt
Organism: Condylura cristata (star-nosed mole)
Lineage: Eukaryota; Metazoa; Chordata; Mammalia; Eulipotyphla; Talpidae
Gene: COLGALT2
Product: collagen beta(1-O)galactosyltransferase 2
Exons: 11
Coding region: 4-1704 (566 amino acids)
Molecular function (GO): procollagen galactosyltransferase activity
Source: RefSeq, a predicted model, not a curated record
AACAUGGCCGCGCGCCCCGCCGCCACCCUCGCCUGGUGGCUGCUGCUCCUGUCCGCGCUGCUCCGCCGCGGCUGUCCCUCACGCUUCGCCGCCGAGCCAGACUCGGAGGACGACGAAGAGGAGGCGGUGGUUUUCCCCGAGUCGCCCCUGCAGAGACCCACGGUGCUAGUGGCCCUGCUGGCCCGCAACGCCGCGCACACGCUGCCGCACUUCCUCGGCUGCCUGGAGCGGCUGGACUACCCGAAGAGCAGGAUGGCCAUCUGGGCCGCCACAGAUCACAAUGUGGAUAACACGACAGAGAUACUCAGGGAGUGGUUGAAAAACGUACAAAAAGCCUAUCACUACGUGGAGUGGAGACCGAUGGAGGAACCUGAGUCUUAUCCUGAUGAAAUUGGACCAAAGCACUGGCCAAGUUCCCGCUUUGCCCAUGUGAUGAAGCUACGACAGGCAGCCCUUCGAACUGCGAGGGAAAAGUGGUCAGACUACAUUCUGUUCAUAGAUGUUGACAAUUUCCUGACUAAUCCACAGACACUCAGUCUAAUGAUGGCAGAGAACAAGACCAUCGUGGCCCCCAUGCUGGAGUCUCGGGGCCUGUACUCUAACUUCUGGUGCGGAAUCACUCCUCAGGCAAGUGUUCGGCUCAGGAAUUCAGGCUGUGUCCAGAUGUACCUCUGCAACAGGGAGCACUAUGGCUACCUGCCCAUCCCCCUCAAGCCCCACCAGACGCUGCAAGAGGAGCUCGAGAACCUCAUCCACGUGCAGAUAGAAGCAAUGAUUGACCGUCCUCCCAUGGAACCCUCCCAGUUUGUCUCAGUGCUCCCCAAGUAUCCAGACAAGAUGGGAUUCGAUGAGAUCUUCAUGAUAAACCUGAAGCGUAGAAAGGACAGACGGGACCGGAUGUUACGUUCACUGUAUGAGCAGGAGAUUGAGGUCAAGAUCGUGGAGGCUGUCGAUGGAAAGGCACUCAACACAAGCCAGCUGAAGGCCCUGAAUAUUGAAAUGCUGCCUGGGUAUCGAGACCCCUACUCCUCCAGGCCUCUAACCAGGGGUGAAAUCGGCUGCUUUCUCAGCCACUACUCUGUUUGGAAAGAGGUGAUUGACAGAGAGCUAGAGAAGACUUUGGUCAUCGAGGACGAUGUGCGUUUUGAGCAUCAGUUUAAGAAGAAACUGAUGAGGCUGAUGGAUGACAUCGACCGAGCUCAACUGGAUUGGGAGCUGAUUUACAUCGGUAGGAAGAGGAUGCAAGUAACAGAACCAGAGAAAGCUGUGCCCGACGUGAUGAAUCUGGUGGAAGCUGACUAUUCCUACUGGACACUGGGCUACGUCAUCUCUCUGGAAGGAGCACAGAAGCUGGUUGGAGCCGAUCCUUUCGGGAAGAUGCUGCCAGUGGAUGAGUUUCUGCCAAUCAUGUACAACAAGCAUCCUGUAGCUGAGUACAAGGAGCACUACGCGUCCAGAGACCUGAAAGCCUUCUCCGCAGAGCCCUUGCUCAUCUACCCCACACACUACACCGGCCAGCCGGGGUACCUGAGCGACACGGAGACCUCCACCAUCUGGGACAAUGAGACAGUGGCCACUGACUGGGACAGGACACACUCGUGGAAGUCCCGGAAACAAAGCCACAUCCAUAGCAACGCCAAGAACACAGAGGCCCUGCCCCCACCCACCUCCCUGGACACGGGGCCAUCACGGGAUGAGCUCUGAGGGCUGCGGGCUUCACAGCCUCCAGCUUCUCUCACGGGCUGUUCAUCUGUGGCCGGUUGCUCUCCGUGGCCACAGCCCUCUCCCCAAGGCUGUCUAAUGGGACUGACCAAGAUUAAUACAUUCUGAUUGGGGAAGAAAGUAGGGAAAAGAAACUCGACAUUCCUAGGAUGGCUAGAAGAAGGGCUUUCUGGCAACAUGAGAUACACUUCAGUCCAGAUACCUAGCUGGGUGACAAAUAGGAUAUGCUGCCCAUGUUAGGGGUCAACAUUAUGGCUCAAACUUGCCGAGGAUGCUGCCACAUCAGUAAAUGGUGGGCCAGGCAACCGGCCAACCGAUCCCCACUGUUGGUCUGUUGGGCCCAUGGUCUGUCUGAGACGUGCCCAUGUUGACCAGCUUUUUUUUGGGGGGUGGGGGGUAAAUCAAACUGUUUAAUAUCCAAUUAGUUGGGCUUUUCAUUUAAAGGAAUUCUAUCUUGAGCCUUAUUGCAAACAAAGGGUUUUUUUCAUCUCGGUCCUCAUUAGCCUACAGGCAUGGGUGUUUGGGUCUGCUGAGGCUUGGCCUUGACUACUACCAUGGCCAUUCCAGCUCUGUAAGGAAAGGUCCAGAUUGCCAUAUGGGUGCAGUUAGUAGAGCCUUUAGGGUUUGUGUAGAUAUAUGAGGACAAAGCUGAAACUCUGGCCAUUUUCACUGUGGCCUCUUGAGUUAGGAUGCUCUAUUUAUAAAAAUAAGUUAAUAUAUUAGGGGAUGAGCUGGUGUGUGAACACUGUCUUGGAUCCCUGUGCUGCCAGCAAGCGUCUGAUCCCCCACCCGACCACCCGACCCUCCACCCCCAUCCCAACCCCAGCUCCAAUUGCAGGUGUGAGUUUUAUGAGUCACAGUUGAGAGGCAGAACACACUUGCAGGCCAGCAACUGUCCUUGCCUGGGCCUUUCAUUCUAUUUUGAUUUAUUUAUUUCAAAUUGUGGGGAAAACGGAGAAGGCAGAAAAACACCAGGCCUUAUGACCUCACCAUGCCUGGAGAAGGGUCAGCAGAGACAUGUUGGUUCAAUAUUCAGGUUCUCUGGAGUUUCCCAGCUUGACACUUGUGGGAGGCCUGUUGAGUGGGAGAUUCUAACCACCUGGAAACAAUGACACUCAUUUCAGAUGCGUGCCCUUGUCAGGAGCAGUGGCCACCAGCUGAUUCUGAUCAACAACCGGAAACGAUCUGGUUUGUGUUCUCACACCUGUGAGUAGUAAAACUGUCUCCAGAAAUGUCCUCCCCGAAUGUCUGACCCAUAUACUCCCUCUGUGUCCUCAGUGUUGGCUCCACAGGCCCAACAACAACCUGAGCUUCAGGCUUUGGAGCUGGACCCAGGGGCAGGUUGCUGUUGGCACCCUGGGCCACUGGCCUUCCCUGUACCUCAGCCUCCCCUUCCUGGACUUAGUGUUGAGGUUCUUCCCCAGCGACUUACAAGCCAUUAGACUGAGAAGAGGGAUCUUUGUAGACCUAGCUGUCAGAGUUUGACUCUUUCUAGAAAAACAGAAUGAAUAUCUGAAUGUGGAGCUAGUAAAAAUCCCUUAGGUGAUUCCUAAGCUUCCCUUGGGAACUUGUAUUUUGUCUGCAUAUUUGAGUGUGUGCAAGUGUGUGUGGCCUUCAUGAUAUUUUUCAGGGGUGGGAGGUGGUGGGAGUUUGGGGUGGAAGAAGACUGAGUUGAUUUCUGUGUGGGUUUGUUUAAUAGAGAACUUUUUUUUUUUCCUUUUCCCCUGUCAGCCGGUCUGAUGGGUUUAUGAAUUCUCAUUCUUAAAAGUUGUUGGUCUUAGAUUCUAGAAUUUUCGACGAGGACUGUUCUACUGUGAAUAGAGUUCUGGCUAUGUCAGCCCGGCCUCGGCUCCUCCCUGCUGGACUGGAAUGCCAAGCCAUGCUCUUGGGUUGUGAACGUUGUGAACUGCAGGCCUGCCUUCCUUUAUAAAAGCCAUCUUUCAGCAAGCCUGGGGUCCUUGACCUCAUUAUUCUUCUGCCUCCUGUGUAGUCUUAUGACAUUUGACCCAUGCAGGAUGCAAGACUUUGCCUCCAGCCUUGGUCUCUGCCUCUGGAAGUUGAACCCCAUCAGGAUUCCCCAUCCAGGUGCUGUCUGGAUCUUGAGGUCACAGGCGGGCUCUCUGGACAGAUGACGCCAACUUCGGUAGUGCCAGUGCGCAUGUGGAGGGAGAACCUACGCUUUGCACAGGCCUCAUUUCAAUGCCUUGGGCCCUGCUGCAGGAACUCUGAAGACUAGAAAGAGCCGGCGCCCUGCACCCUGCUUCCUCUGUCAUGCUGUGUCCUUCAGGGUGGGGAAGUGAUAAACUACUUGCCUUCCACAGCUUUGUGUGAAAAUUAAAACAAACAAAAAAAAAAAAAGAGAGAGAGAGAGACGCUCAACUCUGUGGUUGUUCACUUGUUCUUCCAACACUGCUAUGGUUUCCGGGUCCAUCCAAGACCAGGGUAUCAGUGACCAGAGAUGACCACCAUGGCGUAGGAUCCUGGUUACUUUAGACUACAGGGUGGAGGCCGGGGAGCAGAAGAGGACUCUGAGCUACAGAAAGACAGAAUUCCCCAGUGGGAGGAGGUGGGGAAGGGCCCAUCUUGCAUUUAUAUCAUGUGCGCCAGUCUGUCCAUUCAGCAGAAGAUACUGACAGGCCUGGAAGGGGGUUGGGGGAGGGGGGGAAGAAGAAGGGGGAGAGAGAGAGAGAGAGAGAGAGAGAGAGACUCCACUGGUUUAAUGAACCCUUUGAAUUGUAGCUCAAGUUUUUCCCAAACUUCAAAAGCCACAGUGUCAGCUCUGCCUUGUUUCAGGCCCUGUGUAGGCACUGGAGGCUCUAAGGACCUAAAAGUGCUGCUGUUGUGACUGUGGCCAGAUGGCUUUACCUGAGAUAGGUGAACUAGGCAGCAACCCCCAGAGGACCUAGGUCAGCACAGGUGGCCUGUUGGGGUGGCUUCCUGGGAAGGCGACAUGUUGGUAUUGGAGCCUGGGUGUGAACGCUUUCUGCUCAAGUGUGGGACUGUGAAAGGGCCUGUUGGGGUGACAGUGGUGACCCAGCAGGACUGAGAGUCAGAUCUGUGUUGGAAUGGCUGACCGGAAAAAAACAUCAGGAAUGGUGGCAAGGGUAGGGGCUCUCUCUCCUAGUGGCAGAAGACAUUGUUUCUGGGGGAUUCUAGAGUAGGUUCUUCUCACAAGAUAUGGUACAGAGUUUCCCAAUAAAACAUUGGUGUCUACCUGCACCCCCAUG